Messenger RNA from Triticum aestivum (bread wheat), 2438 nucleotides. RefSeq lists its product as uncharacterized. NCBI's taxonomy places the organism in Eukaryota, Viridiplantae, Streptophyta, Magnoliopsida, Poales, Poaceae. The transcript is spliced from 3 exons. Bases 187 to 2142 code for a protein of 651 amino acids. The record is from RefSeq and is a predicted model, not a curated record.
GUUGACUUUCACUGAAUCCUGCUACUUGGCAGAGUAUGAAUAGAAGAGUACUCUCUUGUCCAGAUCCACGGGAGGUGGCAUUUUCACUCCUCUGCUCCUUUUCCAACCGAGGUAUGAAGAGAAGCAUCCGAUCCGCGCGCCUUUUCUAACCGAGGUUUGUGGCAUAUAUAGUAAAUUUGGUUGACAAUGGCGAGCUUGUUACAACUGUUUAAUGAUUGGGAGAUCCAACUGCUUGUCCUUCUCAGCUUCGUGCUACAGAUAUUCCUCUUCUUUACUGGCAGCCUUCGGCAACGUGGCGCCAAGUUUCUUAGUGGCAUUAUUUGGAUAGCUUAUUUGGUGGCAGACUUGGUAGCAGUUUAUGCCCUUGGUUUGCUAUCAAAACAAGACGACAACGCCAUAGCGCUGACAAAAAACCACCCAUUAGCUUUCUUUUGGCCGCCCUUCCUACUCAUUCAUCUUGGUGGACAGGACACCAUCACAGCUUUUUCCUUGGAGGACAACCGCUUGUGGUUGAGGCAUUUGUUGAAUUUGAUAGUUCAAGUGGUCCUAGCAUUGUAUGUCUUCUCAAAGUACAUUGCUGGGCGCAAUGCGCAGCUUCUUGUUCCGGGCAUCUUUAUGUUUGUUGCUGGAAUCAUCAAGUAUGGGGAGAGGACGAUGGCUCUCAUGUACGGGAACCUACAAAACAUAAGUGGCUACAACAAUAGUGAAGAAAGUAAGCUGAACCAGCAUCAAGAACUAGAUCAAGAUGCUAGCUUCUCUAGCAUUGUUUGCUUUUCCUUGGAUUCAGCGCCAAUCAUUCGGCAUUUAUUUGCUGGAUUUACGCUCUUCCAGAUACCACAAGGCUUCUGUGCAGCAACUUGGACGAGUUAUGCCCGGUCAGGUGAAGUUCAAUUGUCCAAGCUGGUCAAGUUGGUUGACGUCGAACUUGGUAUCAUGUAUUGUGAUGUCUAUACCAAGGCGGCAAUGCUUCGGACAAGAAGCGGGAUUAUACUUCGAUGCACAUCUCAAGUGUCGGCUUUGGUUGCCCUUGUGCUCUUCAUAGUUGGUGACAAAGAGAGAUACAACAGGGCCGACGUUGCAAUCACCUACAUGUUAUUCAUGGGGAGCUUUUUACUGGAAGUUCUUGCAAUGUUUAUGAUGGUCAUGGUGUCACCUUGGACAUGGGCAUGGCUGAAGGCCAGGAAGUGUGUUUGGCUCACUCGCGUGUCCUGGACGCUUGUCUCCAAUAAUAUUGUUGGAUGGCCGGAGGAGAAGCCGCUGUGGUCAAACCGCAUAGGGCAGUACAACUUUCUGAGCUAUGUGGGCUGCGAGGAAAACCCAAGGAGCCCGUCCAUGUCGGAACGAGUGAUGGGCAUGAGUAGGAAGAUGGCAAAAGCAGUUGGCGCUGGAGAGGACAGGUUGUUUUGGUUGAGCAAGGUAUUAGACGCCAAGUACGAGGAGGUGGAUAAGGAUAUCACAGAGAGCUUUGUGAAAGAGAUUAGAGUCAUUCUCCAGUCCCCUUUUGGAGGCCAAAAACGACAGUGGCAACAUCUCAGUCGGUUCCUGCGUAGUAUGGCAAGAGAAUUGUCUGACAAUUUUAGUGCUGUCAUAAUCCGUUUGAAUAUAUCAACAAUAAUACACCUGAGUGAGGUUUCAAGCGUGGACGCGGAGAUAGCUGCCUUGGUUGGUGUCUGCCGGAAACUAUCCAAUUAUAUGAUGUACCUUCUUGUUACACACCCAGUUAUGCUGCAGGUCACUGCUAGCAGUGCCAAAUCAGUGCUACAAGGCUUCCGUAAGAAGUUUAUGAUGAUGGCAGGCAGCAUCAGCAUCAGCAACAGCAAGCAUGGUGUUGUUCUGCAAAAUCUGAAAGAGUUCUUAUCCAAGGAGGAUUCUGCCUUGUCUUUACCAGAACCAUGCAAAGAAACACUGGAGGAGAUGAGAGACAUGUGGGUGAGGAUCAUCAUGUACGCUGCAAGCAGGUCGCGGCCCGAGACGCACGCGACCCAGCUGGCCAGAGGAGGGGAGUUCCUUACCUUCAUCUGGCUGCUCAUGGCACACAAGAAUCUUGGGGCUUCCGCGGCCUUUCCCAUCGACCUUAUUAGUCCACCUACUACUUUUGGACCUCACAUUGAUGUGCGAUUUUACGCCUUUGAUUUUCGCUGAUAAAUGCACAGCGAAUGUCCAAGAUCAGUUGCACACGGCACACAGAGAGAGACAGACCUCGGGGGCACCAUUGGUCGGUUUCCUCCAGUUGCUUCUUCAUUUAAGAACAGAGUAGGAGCUGUCAGUCAUCCAAAAUGUACACUUGUAGGAGCUACUCCCUCCGUUCCGAAUUACUUGUCUCCAAAAUGGAUGUAUCUAGCUCAGUGCAUUCACUACCAGAAACUGAAAUUUUCUGGUUAAACUGUGUGUUAUGUAUCAGCUAGUUGGUCAGUGCAUGUUAUCUAUCUAUCGACAUC